UUAAGGAUUUGGAGAUGGGGAAAUUAUCCAGGUGGGCCUGACAAAGGCCCUUAUGAGAGGUAGGCAGAUCAGAAGAAACGCCAUCAUGCAAGGGAAGAAAAGCAUAGAAACCAAUGAGAUAUGAGGCCAUGAGCUUAGCAAUGUGGGCAGCCUCUAGAAGGUGGGAAGGCAGGGAAACAUUGUCCCUAAAACCUGCAGAAGGAACCAGCCCUUCUGAUACCUUAAUUUUAGCCCCAUAAGACUCACUUGGACUUCUGACUUCCAGAACUGCAGGAGAAUAAAUUUGCCUUGUUUUAAGCCACUAAAUUGUGGUAGUUUGUUACAACAGCAAUAGAAAACUAAUACAGAAAGUGUCUGGGAAAUGAACAAUUGCACUGUGCCCCCUUUUGUUACUAUUUCUAGUUGCUUUAUGAGCAAAGCUUGUCUUACCUAGCAACAGUUGCUAAGCAAGUUAACAAUUUAACUAGGAGUUUAACUAAGAGCCAAGGAGAGGGCAGCUGUGUAAAUCUCCCCAUAUCCAAUGCCCACACCUUACAUGGUAAAGGCUUUUGGUAUCAAUGACCAUUCCUUAUCAAUAGACAUGUUACCACUACCUAAUCAUAGCAAAUGAUUAAAUCCUUACCAACAUCUAGCAGUCCUAAAACCUUGAACUGCCUCCAGCUUUCUUAAACUUCUAGGUUUUCUUAAAACUACUUUUUCUGAUCCUAAGAAUAUUUUACCUGUACAUAGUAAAAGACAUCCUAAAUUUAAUUAUGAUCAGAAAUCCAAAUUACAAAAGCUUUGUUUGCUGUGCUGUUUGCAAUAAAAUAAUUCCACCUGCCCCUUUUGGAGAAACCUUCAAACAGAUCCAUGAAUACAAGCCAUUUAAGACACACUUUUACACUCACAGAGAUAUACUGGAUAUCGGGGCAGAUAUUCAAGAAGAGGAAAUUCAAGAGGCUGCACUCUAAGAACAUAUUGCAAAAACAGAAGCUGACGUAUGGGCUCAGGCUGAUGAAUGCCAAAAACAAGCACUUGAAGAUGCCAAUGACAGACACAUUAAAAUUCAGAUUCUAGAAGAGGAACAUCAGAAGAAUUUAAAGGUUCUUACUGUGGCUGUGAGCACCUACCGUAGAUGUGUGCUAGGUGAGAUUGCACGACUGGCCUCGACCUCGGGGAACUCGCCUGCAGGAGAGGGACCUCCACCCAAGGCUGCUGAAGGGUGGUGGGCGCCCCCUGCUCGGCCCCAGGGGCUGCGGCAGUCCUCUGCCCGUCCCUGUGCCAGUUUAAAACAUGAAGCGCACUUACAGCAUGUCCGGCUGUUCAGCUGGCAUGUGCCAAGUAAAAACGUGCCUGAGACCAACAGGUUUGAGGCAGCUGCCAUAGAGCAUUGCUCAGAUGCAAUCAAGAUUAAAGCUAAACCUAACCUACAGGCCAUGGAGAAACUUAUGAAUACUGGUGUGACAGCUAUUAAAGAUCAGAAUAAGAGUGUGAACCAAUUGAUAAAAGAAAAAGAACAUGAAAUGAACACCUGCUUUUGCAUGGCUCAGAGGCAGAAGCAAGAAGAGGUUCCGGAAAUUCUCCAAGAAGCAGAAAAGACCCAUCAGGCCACACUUGGAAAUGUGAUGGAUAAACUAGUUAACACUCAGGGGGAGCUGCUAUCCAUAGUGAAACAACUAGGGAUUAUGACAAAUUGGAAAGAUUUCCUGGAGGAGGAAUUACAGGAAACAAGGGCAGCAUUUCAAAAAUACACCAAUUUUACAUUCCCUAUGCUUUCACCAGGACAUACAGAUUUUAUUCUGCCAGAAGGAAAGAAAACACCUUCCAAUCUUAUCAUUCAGGAGAACUAAACAACUCUUGAUUGGAAGUCUUCAAAUGAAUUUCACUACAAAAGACACUGCUCCAAAGACUAAAUAAAUUCACUCCAAACCAU
Molecule: messenger RNA, 1912 nt
Organism: Manis pentadactyla (Chinese pangolin)
Lineage: Eukaryota; Metazoa; Chordata; Mammalia; Pholidota; Manidae
Gene: C12H6orf163
Product: chromosome 12 C6orf163 homolog
Source: RefSeq, a predicted model, not a curated record